Molecule: messenger RNA, 663 nt
Organism: Penaeus monodon (black tiger shrimp)
Lineage: Eukaryota; Metazoa; Arthropoda; Malacostraca; Decapoda; Penaeidae
Product: spindle pole body component 110-like
Exons: 6
Coding region: 1-663 (220 amino acids)
Source: RefSeq, a predicted model, not a curated record
AUGGUCUCACAACUGCGAGACGAAGUUCAGCAUCUUAAUGAGCAUCUUUCCCUGUGCCAUAAGGAAUUGGAAGAAGCAAAGCUGGAGGAAGAGAAUGAGGAACUGGUGUUAAAACUCAAGGAAAAUGAGAAGGCGAUAAGCUUUCAGGAACUGCGAGAAAAGGUCACCGAACUGAAGGCGAUGGAGAACCAGCUGAAAGAUAACGUGUCCACAAUGUCGACUCUACAACGCAAGAACGUACAGUUGACCAAAAUAAUCAAGACCUUGGAGGAAGAACAGCAAGCGAAAGAGAACGAAUAUCUGCAGAGGGAACAAACACACCAAGAACAGAUAACAGAUCUUGAACACAGAAUUAAGAAUCUGGACCAAAACCUGGCUGAGUGCAAAGCGACAGUUGACAAGUACGAGAAGGAAGAAAGAUACAAAGAACAGGCGCCAUCGCAAGCCAGCCAGCACACCAUCGCCAGCCUACAGGUCAUAGUGCAGGACUUGUCGAACAAACUCCGAAUCGCUGAUGAGAACCUUUUGCAAAAGCAACAAGAUGCAGAACACCAACAGAGGCUGAACGAGGAACGGGAACGCAACGUCAUCAGCCUUCAGUGUUCAGUCGAGGACCUUGCAGCCAAACUUCAGGAGGCAGAGACGAAAUGCAAGGUAAUGUGA